AUGGAAGUUGUGAUCGAAUUUGGGAAGCACAAGGGCCAGAAGCUUGGAGAAAUUCCUCUUGGCUAUCUUCGCUGGGUAUCGACUAAAAUGGCGAACGAGAAGAUCGGGAAGAUCGCAAUGGAAGCUCCCCGGCAGCGGCAGAUCUCGACCCCAUCGCGGGUGCCAGUAGAGCAACAAUCGCCAGCGCCAGGUGAUCUCUUGAUCUCGAUCCCAGGUGAUCAAGAUCAUGAAAUCCAGCUGCGCCGCGGGCGUCAUGUCCAAGAACGCACAGGGGUCGUCGAAUUCGCGAGCGUGGAUCUGUGCGUCUCUGCACUGCGAGGCUUCAGCGGCGGGAUCGUCGAAGCCCGGGUUCUGGAGGAGCGCGUCAUCUCCAGCGCUAGAGUGUUCGCAGCAAAUCGCCGCUACUUGUCCAACCUCCUGCUGCUCGCCUAUGGCAAAUGCGGCGGGGGCGUGAGCGACGCAGUCCGGAUCUUCACGGCGAUGAGCAGCAAGGAUCACUACUCGUGGAACACCAUGCUCAAGGUCUUUCUCGACAACCAUCUCUGGCUGGAAGCGGAGAGGCUCUUCAACGAGAUGGCACCUGGAGUGGCCAACUGCAUCGCUUGCACCGCGAUGAUCUCUCUGUAUUCUUCGCAGGGGAGAGUGGCGGACGCUUGCGCAGCCUUCGAUCGCAUUCUUUCGCCGGACACGACUGCAUGGAACGCCUUGAUGGCGUGCUUCAUGAGGAACGAGGUCUCCACUGAUGCCCUCACUGCGUGUUUCGAGCGAAUUCCCCACAAGGAUCAAGUAUCAUGGAACCUUCUCCUUGCAGGGCUGGGGAGAGCUGGGCAUCUCGCAUUCCAGAAGAUGCCCGUGUGGGAUUUGGUUGCCCUCAACACUUUGGUCGAGAAGAGGGGAGCUGCCGGCGAGAGGGCGAGAGAAGAAUCGUGUGAUCUGCGUGCCAGCGAGAAGGACAUCGUCUCCUGGGCUCUCCUCCUGCGCGAGUAUGCCCACAAUGGGCAGCUCGAGGAGCUCGGCACCUGCUUUUUCAAGAUGCCGUGCCACAACGAGGUGGUGGCAACGCUGGUGCCAUCCGCCUUUGGCAAGCAGGGAUACGUGGAAGCGGCAAAGGCCGUGUUUGAUCGAGUGCAGGGCUUUGGAUCGUGGACCGCGCUCGUCACGGCAAAUUCCCACGCUGGAGAGCUUGGCGAGGCGGAAAAGGUUUUCUACCUCAUGCCAAUGUGGGGCAUAGAAUCGUCUACUGCGAUUAUGUCCGUGUAUGCAAGAAACGAUGUGGUGGACAAGUGCGACUGGGUGUUUUCCGAUCUCAUGCAACACCGUGACGCCACCACCUGGACCGUGCUCAUUGCCGCAUAUGCUCACUCAGGAUAUUAUGUCUGCGCGCGUUCCGUUUUGGAGAGGAUGCCGAUGGCGGAGCUCACGAGCUGGAAUGCAAUGCUCAACUCGGAAAGAGAGGAUCAUCUAAUGGAACUGUUCAACGAAAUGCCGGAGCGCGACAUAAACUCCUGGACUCUCAUGGUGUCUGCAUUUGCCAAGCGCAGGGACAUGUCUACUGCGCUGAAGCUUCUGGAUCUGUGCCCGGCGUGGGCAGCCAGCGUCUGGAACGCGGUGAUUUCUGGAUAUGGACGCCAUGCUUGCGUUGAAGAGGCAGUGGGGACGUUUUUCAAGAUGCUACUUGACGGUGUGGAGCCCGAUUCCGUCACCUUCGUCUGUCUGUUGGGAGCGAUGAGCUUUGCUGGAGAUCUGGAGAAGGUGAGGGCAUGGUUCCUGGUUCUGCGGGACUUUGAUAUUGAAGAGGAGAGGAGGCACUACUACUGUGUGAUUGGUGCGCUUGCUCGAGCAGGCAGGGUGAGCGAAGCUGAAGAACUCCAGGAAGCCAUGCCCUUCACUGCCGAUACGGGCACCAUGUUUGCUCUACUAAAUGCGAGCAAGCUCGAGGGUGACCGUAAGGGUGCUUCGAAGGCAGCUCGGAAAGUGAUGAGCCUGAAGUCAAGUAACACUGAAGUUGUCAUGGCCAACAUCUUGCUCAGUCACGCCAACAAAGGGCGCGUGACGUUCAGUUUUCGUGCUGGAUGA
Selaginella moellendorffii is the source of this 2076-nucleotide messenger RNA. Its product is annotated as pentatricopeptide repeat-containing protein At4g02750-like. NCBI's taxonomy places the organism in Eukaryota, Viridiplantae, Streptophyta, Lycopodiopsida, Selaginellales, Selaginellaceae. The transcript has a single exon. Gene Ontology annotation, molecular function: protein binding. The coding region runs from base 1 to 2076 and encodes 691 amino acids. The record is from RefSeq and is a predicted model, not a curated record.